Leptidea sinapis is the source of this 4482-nucleotide messenger RNA. RefSeq names its product elongin-B (gene EloB). The coding region runs from base 124 to 483 and encodes 119 amino acids. NCBI's taxonomy places the organism in Eukaryota, Metazoa, Arthropoda, Insecta, Lepidoptera, Pieridae. Gene Ontology annotation, biological process: transcription elongation by RNA polymerase II. The record is from RefSeq and is a predicted model, not a curated record. Gene Ontology annotation, cellular component: elongin complex; VCB complex. Gene Ontology annotation, molecular function: protein binding. The transcript is spliced from 5 exons.
UGUUAGAUUAAGGUGUCAGAUGUCAAUUCAAAAUUGUCAUUAAAUAUUUAAUUUGCUUGUACGCCUAAAAAGCGUUUUUUAUAAAAAAUAACUAGUUUAUAGUUUUUUAAUUUUAAUUUAAACAUGGAUGUCUUUUUAAUGAUUAGGCGGAAAAAGUUAACCAUCUUCACAGAUGCAAAAGAUACUACAACUGUAUUGGAAUUGAAGAAAAUGAUUGAAGGUAUACUUAAGGUCCCACCACCAAGUCAAAUGUUGUUCAACAAAGACAGUCAACUUAUGGAGGAUGAAAGGACCCUGGCGGAAUAUGGUUUGACCUCUGUAACAGCUAAAGCACAAUGCCCGGCACCAAUUGGACUUGCUUUAAGGAAAGAAAAUGGCGAAUUUGAAGCAUUGGAUCUGACACCAUAUUCAUCCCCACCCGAUCUACCAGAUGUGAUGAAAUCACAGGAAACCAAUGGACAGGAACAGAUGGAUCAACACUAAAUACUAAUGGAUCAAAGCUGAUACAAGAAACAUCUAGGUAUCUAGACAUAUUGUUCAACGAAUUUUACAUAACACGGCCAGGCGUGAAGGCAUAAUGGUUCUUGCAUAUAUUAAUAAUUGUUCUUUUGAUAUUUUAUGCAAUGUUUACUGCAAUAUUGAAACAAUGAUUGAGAUAAAUAGUUUGAGUUGAGCUUUACAAUGAGAAAAAAAAGGAUUCCUAUAUGCCAUGUCGCUGGUUAUAUUGCUAGUUAUUUUCUUGAUCAGCAAUGCAAGAAUAUGUAAUAUAUAGCUAUUUCUGGGAACCCCAUUUUAAAGUUAAUGGUUGUCAACAACUACAUAUGUUAGUUGGUUCUCUUAGUAACUAGAGGACAAGUUAUUACACAGUAUCAACUAUUUAUCUUGAUAUGGCAUACUAACCUUUUUCUGGUUUAUUGUGUAUCAAAAUUUUGAGAUAAUAAUUUAUAUAUUCUCUCUUACGGAUUUUUUUUACCUGAAUAUUUUAUAUAUAUAUGAUAAUAAGAUAAUGCUUGCUUAAGUAAUUAGCAUUCAUUGCGAAAAAUUCAAAUGCUCUAUAAUGGGAGUACCAUUCAUUAAAACAUUUAUGAUAAUUAAAUAAAAAAUGCUAUUUUACUUGUAACUGCACAGCUUAUACAAUAUAACAUGAUCUCCAUAUUCAUUCUAACAAAGUCAUAAUGAUAAUUAACUAUUAUUCACUGAAAAGAGAGUUAGUCUUAAACUCAGUAAUGCUACAUAAUUCAUUCAGGCUUAUACAGUAAGCCAAAUGUAUUAACAUUAAUAAUACCUUGUUAAAUUAAUUGAUUUAGUGUGUCUAGAUAAAAUAAUAAUUGUAAUUAGUACGGUGAUAUUUUGUAUUGCGCAUAAUAGAUUAAGUGUAUCAUCAACUAGUUUGCUAAAGAAAGUAGUACCACUAAGAUCAUGACUGGAUAAAUAAUAUGUUUCAUAAAGUAUAGAGUAUCAAAUGUCGCUAGUUGCGGUCAUUGCACUGUAGGGUGACCAUCAUUAAGGCUGAUAUGAGAACUAAAUUAUUAACUGGGUGAUAUCAAAGUUGAAAACAAAAGUCCAAAUACUUCAAAACCUUCACAAUCCUCUUGGCUGUUAAUUACGAAUUAAUAAUUUUUAUUACCUAUUGAAAUAAUAAUAAAAUAAAUCACAUACAUUAUUGAAUAUACUUAUAUCUAUUAUAGCAAUACUGUAUGGUGACAUAAAGGUACUUUGUGUGUCACAAUCCAUGUUUAUCUUUGGCUUUUAAUUCCUAAAAUUCUAUACUAACGAAGUGGCAAUACAUGAACAUUAUUCCCCACUCUAUUAGUCUAUAAUAUGGAAGAUAGAGGCAAGGAGUAUCAUCUCUUAAGGGAGAAAAGUUUCCAGCUUAUGUAGUAAAUAACAGUUCAAAAACCUUCGACAAUGGCACUGGUUCAGGCACAGGGUGUGGUAUGAAGUAUGGUGAAUGUAGCAAUUAUUGUAAACGAAUUGAAGUAAGUAUGCAGAGUUAAAAAAUUGUCAAGUAAAGUAGUUAAAUAGUGAAAAUUUCAACAAACGUACAAAAUAAUCUAGUAAAUAUAACCUUGCACCUAAUUGAUUAGUAUAAUUAUAAAUUUGGCGCUUUUUUUAAAUAUUUACCGUGCUGCUACUGUAGCGCCACUCUUAAAUAAUACAUUUUGACAGACACUUUUUGAUAUACACAGAUGAUUCUCCUUGCCUAUACCCUCCAUAGUCUAUAAUAAUAAUAGGUAUUGCUAUGAUAAUAAUCUAUUUGUCUUACUUUUAUUGCUAUUCAUUAAGAAAAAGUUUGGUUGUAUAUUGCUAAACCAAACUGCUACUAUGAGUAUGGUCACCUAUUGCAGUAGAAUAGGUGGUGAAGAUCCUGUGUGAUAUUUAUGUACUUAUGGUGUUUACAAGUAAUUUUAAUGAUAAGUUGAAAAAGCUGUUUGUUGUCAACACAUGCCAUAAAAGUAUUAUAGAUAGAUUAUUAUUUAUUUUCAUUCAAUAAAAUCUUGCUAAAGCACACUUUAGAACGAAUUUUAAACGCUGAUAAUUUAUAUUUGGUCAUAUAGAUGAGAACAAGAAGAGCUAGAAUAGUUCCUAACCUUCAUUCAAAACUUAGUAAAUAUUGUCCAAGAUAUUAUCUACAAUGAUGGGUCGAAUAUUUGAAAAUUGCACACUUUAAUUUCAUUUGUAUUUUUUACUUAGAACGAACUAUUAUAGUCUUAGUUAAAUUAAUUGGGUAUGAUGUGGUUUGGGGAUGUGGCUCUAAACAUCAUAUUGCAUAUAACGAUGGUUCUAUGUGGAAAACAUAAUUAAGGAUUUAUAUUGUACCCUUAUGUGUAUAAAAAACUUUCAUUCAGUGUCAAUAAAAUAACAGCUAUCAUAUUUAAUUUAAACUGUUACUAUUCCGUUAUAAUGAUAUAAAACACUGACCUCUACUAUAUACCACUGGCUUUCAAAGUGAAUUUGAUAUUCGCCAUUUUGGCGCUGUUGGCCAUGUAGCGAGAGUCUGCGGUACUAAAACUAGUGAUGACAACCUCACCAAGCAUCGAUAGAUGGUGGGACUAUUUACAAAAAAAAUGUGUACUUUAUUACGUUCAUUCUUGAUGUAUAAAUAAACGAAACAAACCAAAUUACUUUAAAAUGCAAAAAUACUUCAGAGUAUUAUAAGUUCCUUCGCAGCCAUUUGUAUUAUACGUCAAAAUCAGUUCUCUGGACGCUCGCGAGUGGCGCUUCAAAUAGGCAUAAAAAAUUUGCUGUCAAACUUAUGGAACAACCUGACCAGUGGUAUUUAUACAGGUCAGUGAUAUAAAAACACAGUAAGCUACUAGUUUGAUUGGCUAAUAAUUAACAAUUUCUGUGUAACGAUUGACAAUGAAUGAGAGAGUCAAUUUGUGUUCAAAAUCAAAUGACAGUUGCUAAAUGAGAAUAUAUUGUACUAAAUGAGUUUCGUUCGAAAAUAAAGUCUGGUGGUCUAACGUUACAAAUUGCUUGUUGUUUUUUAACACACUUGUCUACGCAAAUAAAAGUCAUUCAUGCUGACAGUAUGACACCGCACGUCAUAUUGUUAAUUCUAGCUGACAUAGUUUUGAAUAACCCGUAUUCUAUACUUUGGGAUAUCAGUCGUAGUUGAUAAAAUUAAUCGAUCAAUUAAAUAAUAAUUCUUCAUAUAUACAUAGUGUCGGCCCACGAAUAAUGCCUCAUUAUUUUUUUUUUAUUACUUAUUUUACGGGACUGUGUUCAAGGCCAAACUGAGCCUUUUUUCAAUAAUUGUCUUCGAUUUCCCCUGGUUUCAAAAAUUGUAAUUUUUAAGCUAGAUAACAUUUCACGAAACUGUUGAUUGUGAUUUGUGUUCCCAAAUCCUGCUUCCAUAAGCCUAUGACAUCAUUAUUGAAAAAAAAUUUAGGGUGUACAGCUAGUAUCAGUGUCAAGUAAUAGUUGGCGCGAAAAACGAUCUAAUGAUUUAUUAUAUUUAAUUAUUAAUGGUUUUAAUUUAUUUAAUUGAAUAGGUAACUAAACUUUGUAGCGUAAUUCUUCAAUAUAUUUUAUCCCCAUAGUUUAGUUCUAUGAUGAUGAUGAUAUAGGAAUCUUAAACGCCGAAUGAGUAGCCAACACACACUUGGUAAGGUGCACAUGUUGGAAAUCUGGAUUUUUUGGACGCAAAUUUAUUUACCGCGAAUAACAAAAUUUGUUACCAAAUGAAAAUUCCCACGAAAUAAGACCUUAGUAUUAAGUUUGCACUAAGAAAUAUUUAUCACUUUUAUAAAACUAUUAUUUGUAAAAAAAAAUUUCAACUUGUUUGUGUGUUCUUGUAAAUUAAAUACACAGCAAUAAUCCUUAUGACAAUUUUUAUUUAAUGUUUAGAUUUCGUGUAAUUAAUAAUUGUUUUGAGUAAUCUAGUUAAACAAUAGUCAUGAUUGUGAAUUUAGAAUAGUUACAUGUGCAAGUAUGGGAAAUUUUAAGAACCAACGGAAUAAAGCUGUUUCGAUUUGU